AUGGGCUUGGCCACCUACACCGCCACGUGGGCAGCUAUCGGAUUCGGGAUCAGAUGUUACCAGCUGGGCGUCAUGCAGAGACCUCUGUUUACUAAUCUUUGGGCUCACGGAAUCUCAACCGGCCUCUUCGGCUCCCUUGGCUAUUAUUUCUACCAUCUCAAAAUCAGGCAACGUGAAUUGCUAGAAGAGCGAAGAGAAGAGAGUAAAAUAUUUCAAGAGGCGCAAAGGAUCAAAAACGCACUCAGGCAACAACAACAAGAACAAAUUGAUUCAACCAUGUCACAUUAG
This is a messenger RNA of Puccinia triticina, 288 nucleotides long. RefSeq lists its product as uncharacterized. The record is from RefSeq and is a predicted model, not a curated record. The transcript has 3 exons. The coding region runs from base 1 to 288 and encodes 95 amino acids. Lineage: Eukaryota; Fungi; Basidiomycota; Pucciniomycetes; Pucciniales; Pucciniaceae.